Hevea brasiliensis (rubber tree) is the source of this 2510-nucleotide messenger RNA. RefSeq names its product protein indeterminate-domain 7. NCBI's taxonomy places the organism in Eukaryota, Viridiplantae, Streptophyta, Magnoliopsida, Malpighiales, Euphorbiaceae. The transcript has 3 exons. Gene Ontology annotation, cellular component: nucleus. The record is from RefSeq and is a predicted model, not a curated record. The coding region runs from base 647 to 2269 and encodes 540 amino acids. Gene Ontology annotation, molecular function: DNA-binding transcription factor activity.
UUGCUUUUUGGAUGAAUGGAGGGCUUCAAAGGAAAGGAAUCCCUUCUCAUCCAUACGUUCUUCUCUCUCUCUCUCUCUCUCUCUCUCUCUCUCUCUCUCUCUCUCUCUCUCUCUCUUUCAUAUUUUCACUUACUUUCAUUGUUCAGGAUCCAGAUUCCAUUUUAAUUAUACAAAUUUUUGUGACUUUUGUUGAAUCUUCUUGAUGCUAGCAACUAGCAAGCAGAUUGAGAAAUUACUUACAUGAAGCAGACUAGACUUCUUACGGUUUGAAUUUUAUGAUAAUUAAUCCAUUUAGGAACUUGUUUCCAUUUUCUUUCUCUUUCCUUUUUCUUUUCUUUUUUUUUUUAAAAAAAAAAGUUCUGCUUGAGCCUCCUUCAUUCUCAAGGGUUUGAAGGAAAGACAAGCAAAAUCAUCAAGAAGCUUAAGGCUGAUGAGGGAAUAAUGAAAGGAAGUACUACAAGUGAUGUGAAAUUUAUACAAGAAGCUGAAUUCAGAUUCCCCACUUAGCUUUAUCACUUUCCACUUUUACUAUAGCCUUCCUAAGUUAGGGUUUUCACUCAGAUCCUAGGACAUUUUGUCCCAGAUGUAAAAGUUGAUCUGUAGCUGUCAUCAUCCACAAAGUCAUGUAAAUUUAAUAAAUGGGAAGAUGAUGAAAGGAGUGAUAAUGGAUGAGAACUUGUCCAAUUUGACUUCUGCAUCUGGUGAAAUAAGUGCUUCUUCAGGUAGCAGGAUUGAAACUGCUGGCACUAUGUACUUGCAACAGUCCUUUCCUUCAACAAAUCAAGCACCACCGCCAAAGAAGAGGAGAAGUCUUCCAGGCAACCCAGACCCAGAUGCAGAAGUGAUAGCUUUGUCUCCCAAAACUCUACUGGCAACCAACAGAUUUAUAUGUGAUGUCUGUAACAAAGGAUUUCAGAGAGAUCAGAACCUUCAGCUUCACAGAAGAGGGCACAACCUGCCAUGGAAGUUAAAGCAAAGAACAAACAAAGAGGUGAGAAAGAAGGUAUAUGUGUGCCCGGAAGCUGCAUGUGUGCAUCAUGACCCAUCAAGGGCUCUCGGAGACCUUACAGGGAUCAAGAAGCACUUCUGCAGAAAGCAUGGUGAGAAGAAGUGGAAGUGUGAAAAGUGCUCAAAGCGUUAUGCUGUUCAAUCAGACUGGAAAGCCCAUUCCAAGAUUUGUGGCACAAGAGAGUAUAGAUGUGAUUGUGGAACCCUUUUCUCUAGGAGGGACAGUUUCAUCACCCACAGAGCCUUCUGUGAUGCAUUAGCAGAAGAGAGUGCAAGAGCCAUCACAUUGAACCACCCACUUCUCUCUUCUCAUCAACAGCCUAGCUCCUCCGCUUCUCAUAUGAUCAAUUUGCAAGGCCUAUCGGUGAAAAGAGAGAAAGAAAGCCACCAUCUUUUUAAUACAAAACCAGAUAGUAAUGUCCCACCAUGGUUAGCCUGCCAGCCCGUAGGGGAAGCUGAUCCAGGUCCACCACAAAUCAAUAUCUCAUCAUUAUUAUUUCCAGCAAAUUUAGAUCAGCCAUUUCUACAACAUGAAAACCCUAGUCCUAACCCUAAUCUUAUUCUCCCUCCCUUCCAUACCCCCACAUCCUCCCCUCACACGUCUGCAACUGCAUUGCUGCAAAAAGCAGCACAAAUGGGUGUGACUAUGAGCAAGCCUUCGCCAUCUCCUGCUUCUGCUUCUGCAGCUGUUAUGCUCAGACCCCACCAAGCUCACAUGUCUGCAACCACAUCUGGCUUCAGUUACACAUCGAUAUCUACGUCUACAGCUGGUUCUGGACUAGGUUUGUCCUCACGCGAAGACACGGAAAGUGGGUUUGGUUAUGACUUGGCAUCAGUUGGGAAUAAAGCUGCUGCCACCUCUGACAUCAUAGGGCCUUCUUCUCUCGUUCUUGAUAUCAUGAGUUCAUUGUCUCCUACAAGUGGUUUUGAUGGGUCAUCUUUUGAUGAGGAUUUCAAUGGAAUGUUAAAUCCAAAAAGAAAUGGUAAUAAUUUUCAAGAAACUCACUCCAAUUCCAAAUCAACAGAAUCCCAGAUUAGUAGCAGAAAGGACCGUGAAGAUAAAACUGUAACUGCUACUGCUCCUGGUGGUGGCGGCCGUCAUGGUCAUGGAGGUGGCAAUGAUGGCUUGACGCGAGAUUUCUUGGGUCUCAAAGCAUUUUCCCACAAAGACUUUUUCAAUCUAGCUGGCCUAGGCCGCCACAUAAAUUCUUCCUCAACUUAUGGGCAGCAGAACCAAAACCAAGCACCCUGGCAAGGUUAGCAAUUCAUGGUUCUUUCUUCUUCAUUCCAUCUUCUUCUUCUUCUUGGAGAAUUUCGACAGGCAAAUAAUUCUAUGGCAAUUGUAUGGACAAGCAAAUAGUGCUCUACAGUUUCCCUUGGGUUUUGAUUCUUACUUUUCAGUUUUGGUCGUAUUUUACUAUAAUUUAUUUGACGUUUGUACUUCAGAAUAUUCUGUUCAUCUCUCUCUAUAAUAAAAUUUUCAGCCACCAAUAUGUAAGCAA